Messenger RNA from Trichomonas vaginalis G3, 948 nucleotides. Its product is annotated as protein serine/threonine kinase protein. NCBI's taxonomy places the organism in Eukaryota, Parabasalia, Trichomonadida, Trichomonadidae. The coding region runs from base 1 to 948 and encodes 315 amino acids. The record is from RefSeq and is a predicted model, not a curated record. Gene Ontology annotation, molecular function: ATP binding; protein serine/threonine kinase activity. Gene Ontology annotation, biological process: intracellular signal transduction; protein phosphorylation. The transcript has a single exon.
AUGGAUUAUAUUCCAGGUAUCACUAUAACGAAGUUAAUCAGCGGCGGUUGCGUUGGUAAUCGUAUUAAAAAGUUAUGCAUGCUCGAAAUUUUCGCUGCAAUUGCUUCCCAGUUGACUUUGAUGAAAGAAAUGGAAAUAAAGCAUCGUGACCUUAAACCAGACAAUAUUGUCGUUGAUGGUGAUAUGAUUCCUCACAUUAUUGAUUGGGAUGAUUCUACAGACAGAUUUUCGUUAUCUAUUAGUGAGCGUCACGGAACAAUUCCAUUUGCUGCUCCAGAAAUCUUUUCCGCACAGAGAAGAUGCGAAUCUGAUAUUUUCUCAUUCGGAGCUAUCAUGUUUAAUAUGAUUACAGGACGUUAUCCAUUUUACAGUGCAUACAGGACAAGAGCAGGCUUACAAUCUCUUGCUGAUAAAUUCUCUGAACUCCAAUUACCUAACCUCGCUGAAACAUUAGACGUUCUUGCAGAAUUCGAACAAAUGGAUGAUUCAGAACAAUACAACCAUUGGCCAACGGUUGUUUCAUACGUUGAGCCUAUCCUUACAGAAUUGAUCAAAGCAGGCGCUCGAGAUGACUAUAUCUAUAAUGAAAGAUUCCAAAACGAUCCGUUCAACAGAAAAAUUUCUGAGUUGAUUGAAUUAUGUUGCAAGCAAGAACCCGACGGCAGAAUCACACCAGAGGAUCUCCACGAUAGGAUUUAUAAUCUUGCAAAAGAAAUUUUAACAGAUCCAAAUGAAUUGGAUCAGUACAACAAAUAUGGCGAUUAUUUGUUUUCACUCCAGCAACAGGAAUAUGGCACAAAAGAAAUGAUCGAUAAAACUAAAAGGUUGGGUUUUUACGAAAAUGAUGAAACACUAUUAAGAAUCAUUCAAGCAGAAAAUCCAAGAUUUGAAGCGCCAAGAUCCUCUGUGUUUGCCGCUUUCGUUCAAUCAUUAGCUCCAACUAAUUAG